UCCACCUGAUGGACGGCGUGGAUAUACAAUACAUAAUAAAGGUGGGACCCACGGUAAGGGUAACACCUAAUCCUCUCCCAAUUUUCUGUGACUCAGACGAUCCGUAUUCAAAACAGCAGACCCUCUGCCGCCGCCUCUCUCAAUCUUCUCUUUCGCUAUCGAAGAAAUGGAAUGCAACACUCUGUUUGGCGGAUCUAUCCGUUCCUUUCUCCCUCUCAAACCCUAACCGGAUCUUCCUCUCUCUCUCUCUGAAGCCGUUGUUUCGAUCCUCGUUGAAGAAGAAGAGGAGGCCAUUCAGACCCUCCAUCCAGGCCUGUGAGGGGUCACUUAAGUUUAAGGGUGGUUGAAGAAGCUAAAAUCCUUUUUGGGUGUCAUUGGAGGAUGCAGGGGCUUGCAUUUGAUCCUCUUCAUUCCCGUUGGCGACGCUUCAUGAUCAUCAAAAGUAGGAAAUGCUCUAGUAUCCAUAAUGUCCAUCUUCUUUCAGUAUUACUUUCAUCCACUCGUGCAAUCGUUGAAUUUCAAAGCCCAUUCCACCAAUUUGCCACAGUAGCAACUACUCAUCGAGAAGGACAACAAAAUCCAAUUGAACAUUCUUACGAAAAAGAGCAUGCCCACAAAAUCUUUAAUCUUGCAUCGGAAGUUCGUUUCAGAAAAACUGAUGACGACAUUCUCGAUUCCCUUUUAAACAAUCAAGACUGUUGUGCAAUGCAACCUUCAAACAGCUUUGUUGACAACUUGCUCCAGAGAUUCAAUGAUGAUUGGAAGUGGGCCUUGGGUCUCUUUCGGUGGGCAAGUUCACGACCAGGCUAUAGACACUCUCCAGAAGCUUAUGAUAAGAUGGUGGACAUUUUAGGGAAGGCAAAGCAAAUAGAGAAGAUGUGGGCAUUGGUUGAGGAGAUGCGUGGGGGUGGUAUCAUCACUCGCAACACGGUUGCCAAGAUCAUGAGAAGGCUCGCUGGUGCAGGGCGGUUGAAAGAUGCCGUUAAGGUGUUCGAUGAAUUGCUUGUUAUGGGUGUAGAGAAGGAUGUUGAAUCAAUGAAUCUCUUGCUCGACACACUUUGUAAAGAGAAGAGGGUUGAACUUGCACGCGAGGUCUUUUUAGAGCUGAAGGCCCACAUUACUCCAAAUGCUCACACCUUUAACAUUUUCAUCCAUGGUUGGUGCAAAGUGAAUAGGAUUGAUGAGGCACAUUGGACUAUCCAAGAGAUGAAGGGCUAUGGGGUGCGCCCUUCUGUCAUAACGUACUCAACUAUCAUCCAAGCCUAUUGCAACCAAUUCAAUUUCUGUAAGGUCAAUGAGCUCUUGGAUGAGAUGAAAAUUGAGGGUUGCUCGCCGAACGUUGUCACCUACACCACAAUCAUGCAUUCACUUGCCAAAUCUCAGGAAACUGAAGAAGCCUUACAAAUCUUUGAGAGGAUGAAGGCAGAUGGGUGUAAACCCGAUACGGUCUUCUACAAUUCCUUGAUCUACAUCCUGGGGAAAGCAGGCCAACUAAGCAAGGCUGUACAUGUUUUUGAGGUGGAGAUGUGCAAGAAUGGAAUAUCUCCAAAUGUCUCCACCUACAAUACUAUGAUCUCUGUCUUUUGCCACCACUCCGAAGAGCGAAAUGCUUUGAAUGUUUUGAGGGAGAUGGAAGAGUCGGGGUUGUGUAAACCCGAUCUUCUAACGUACAAUCCAUUGCUCAAGCAGUGCUUUAAAACGGGGAAAACAGAUAUUAAUCUUAGUAAGUUGUUGAGUGACAUGGUAAACAAGCAUCAUCUGAGUCUUGAUCUAGGUACUUACUCGCUCUUAGUUCAUGGGUUUUGUGGAGCAGGCAAGUGUGAGUCAGCUUACCUCCUCUUUGAAGAGAUGAUAAGUCAAGAAAUAACUCCUAGAUAUCGGACAUGUCGUGUACUUUUGGAAGAAUUGGAGCAGAAGAAUAUGAAUGAUCAUGUAGAAAGGCUUAAAACUUACAUGAAACAAAUGAAGGGUUCCACUCAUUAGUAAACACUAGAGUAUUGACAUGUUUUUUUCCUCUUCUUUUGUGUUGUAACAUGUCAUGCUGCAGUUAGACCGAUAUUUUGUCUAUCCACUUGUCACGAAAAAUGUUUUGAUACAUUAAAUUUCACAGGUUAUUGCUAUAUACAGUCUUUUAUAAUUUACUGAUAAAAAAUAUAAUGGUGAUCUUGAUUUUCCCUA
Molecule: messenger RNA, 2178 nt
Organism: Magnolia sinica
Lineage: Eukaryota; Viridiplantae; Streptophyta; Magnoliopsida; Magnoliales; Magnoliaceae
Product: pentatricopeptide repeat-containing protein At3g04130, mitochondrial-like
Exons: 2
Coding region: 382-1983 (533 amino acids)
Molecular function (GO): protein binding; RNA binding
Source: RefSeq, a predicted model, not a curated record